Messenger RNA from Salmo salar (Atlantic salmon), 1109 nucleotides. RefSeq names its product apolipoprotein Da, duplicate 1 (gene apoda.1). Gene Ontology annotation, biological process: lipid metabolic process; brain development; lipid transport. The record is from RefSeq and is a predicted model, not a curated record. Gene Ontology annotation, cellular component: cytoplasm. Gene Ontology annotation, molecular function: lipid binding. Lineage: Eukaryota; Metazoa; Chordata; Actinopteri; Salmoniformes; Salmonidae.
CGUUCAUUCAUGACAGAGACUUCAGUGUGGCGUGACCCAGGAGAGAGAAGCUUCUCUUAUAAAUACACAACCUGAAUUGACCAGAUAUCCUGACCAGAGAGAAAGAGUAAUUAUUUUCAGGUGACGGCUGCCCCUGUGACCAUGACGCCAUUGUUUGCCCUCCUCUUGCCUCUCCUCCUCCUGCCCCUCGUCAGUGCCCAAGUUCCCCACUGGGGGCCUUGUCCGGAACCAGCCGUCCAGCCCGCCUUCAGCAUGAAAAAGUUCAUGGGUAGAUGGUUUGAAAUCGCCAAACUGCCUGCCCAGUUUGAGAAGGGGAAGUGCAUCGAGACCAACUUCUCCAUGAAGGCUGAUCAGACCAUUAGAGUGGUCAGCUCUGAAAUAUUAAAGGGAGAGCUAAGGACUAUCGAGGGGACAGGAGUCACAGAGGACUUGAAGAACCCAGCCAAGUUAGGCAUCAGCUACUCUUACGUCCUGCCCUACUCUCCUUACUGGAUCCUCUCCACUGACUAUGAGAACUCAGCGCUGAUCUAUUCCUGCACCGAUGUCCUGCGUCUGUUCCACAUGGACUUUGCCUGGAUCCUGGGCCGCACACGCACGCUCCCCGCUGCCACCGUCGACAAAGCCAGGGAGAUCUUCACAAGCAGCAACAUUGAUGUUAGUCGGAUGGUUGCCAGCAGGCAGCAGGGCUGUGAUUAGACCCUCUGAGAGAUUCAAUAGAAUUGGAUAGAGCAGAGUAAUGUAGAGUAGAACUUAAUAGAAUUUUCCCACAGGGACAUUUGGUUUGCAACAACAUAGUAUGCAAGAGAUGGUGAUGGAAACAAGUUAUAUAUUUUCCCUCAUCUGUGUAAUAAUAUGUUAGCUCUGGCAAACUUCAGUGACAUUUCACUAAUUAUUCAGAGGAAUCGUUAGAGGAAAACAAUGUACAGUAAUAGUUUGUCUGUUUUAUGCUUUUCUGUCAAAUUAUAUAUAUAUAUAUAUAUUCCAGUUACAAUUACGUUAUUUUAAAUCCUAUGACUGGAAAUUAAUUGUUGUGACCUAAUUUAAAAUGUUUGUCACAAACUGAAAACAUGAGUAUUCUCAUUAGAGGCAAUAAAGUAUAAGGAAAUCAA